Molecule: messenger RNA, 2675 nt
Organism: Sapajus apella (tufted capuchin)
Lineage: Eukaryota; Metazoa; Chordata; Mammalia; Primates; Cebidae
Product: putative C-type lectin domain family 20 member A
Exons: 8
Coding region: 84-1286 (400 amino acids)
Source: RefSeq, a predicted model, not a curated record
GUGUCCGCCAGAGCCCCGCCAGUGCCUCGCGAGUGUCCGCCAGUGCCCCGCCAGUGCCCGCCAGCGCCCGCCAGCGCCCAGCCAUGCUGCCCCGGGCGCUGCAGCUCUCCCUGUGCGCAGCAGCCCUACAGCUGGUGAGCAGUGAGAGGAACUUCGUUCUGGUGAAGGAGGAGCUGAGCUGGUCCGACGCCCAGCAGCACUGCCGGCUGCACCACACAGACCUCGCUGACCUGCAGCUAAGUGACAUGAUGGAGCUCUCCUUCCUCAUGACCAGCACCCCAGCUUGGAUUGGCCUCUUUUUUGACGCAAGCACUUCUGGCCUGAGAUGGUCCAGCGGCUCCUCCUUCACAGCCCUGGAGUGGGCCCUGAAGAUGCCCGAAUUCGGGGUGGGCAUCUGUGCCACGCUGUGCACUCGGCUGAAAUUACUCAACAUCGGGGCUGCCUUCUGCACAGCCCAGAAGCCCUUCCUCUGCUACUAUGACCCUGAUGUUGGGCACCUCAUCUCCACGAAGCCCUCUCUCAGCCUAACGACCUCUCCAAAGCUAGCUGUGGUCCAGAUCGGUGGUCAGACCUUCAUGAGAUUUGACCAAGUGAUGACAUGGUACUCGGCCCUGCUGUACUGCCGCAGCCACCACACAGACCUGGCCGACCUGCAGAUGGUGACGGACAAGACAGGCAAGGAGGCCUUGAGAUCCCUCAUGAGUGAGACUGAAGCCUGGAUUGGCCUCUACCUCAAUGCGAACUCUGGAUCUCUGAGCUGGUCCAGUGAGCUGGGGGCCAGCAUCCCCUCCUGGCUGCAGGUGCCGAUGAUGGUGAGAGGACUGUGCGCAGCUCUCGGCAUCUACGUGACCUACUCACUGCAGGUGUACACAGUGAACUGCUCUUCCCUGCUGCCCUUCAUCUGCUUCUAUGACCCCUCGGUUGGACACCGGGCUUCAGCAGAGUUGCCUCCACUCUUCCACGCUUCCUCUUCAGAAGUGACAGAGGAAACAACUCCCAGGCCAGGCAGAGCUGUGACCAGUGUAGGGAGUGGCACUGACAGAAGAGAUACAGCUGCUGCCACGGAGGCCCAACAUUUGAGUUCAGAAUCUAAAGACAAAACAUCAACACCAAAAUCAGGGCACCCUUUUGGAAUCCUGAAAGCAGAUUUUACCAUCUCAGCUCUGAUGGACCCAGAAGAAAUGAAAGACCAAUUUUUGAGACAGAUCCAGGAAGUCUUAAAGCUUACAUUAGGUCACGAACAAUUCAGACUGAAAUGGGUCAGCUUCGAAGUGAACAAAAAGUAGCACAAUUCUACGGAUACGCAGUUUCCCUUUCAUUCAAUCUUCUCUGGAUUUUGAGUAAAUUAUAAUUUUUUAAUCCCUAGUAGAACAAGAUUAGGAAGAACUCAAGAUGUGCCAAAAAGCAUAGACCUACAACUAAUGCAAAAUAAGACUACACAUGAAACCUGCAUCCCUGGAUUUUACAGAAUGAAACAGGGAUACAGGAGAAGACGGGUGUAUUUGGGAACAAUAAACUUGGGAAUGACAAAUGAACUUCUAUUAAGAAUUUAAAAUAAAAAACCUGAACUAAACAACAAAAAUCCUGAAAACAACCCCAUUAAUCUAACUGAAGAAGUAUGGAGGAUAGUAGUGGUCUAGGAAGCUAAGUGGGGCUACACUUCCUAAUAACCAGAGGAAACUUUACCUGCCACAAGUUACUAAAGAGAUUUCAAAUUCUGCAGAAUUUGAAAGUAACAGCUUUAUCACAAUACAUGUUAAUACUAUUUAUUUGUCCUAAAUUGAAAUCUUAUUACAUGGAACUUGGGAAAUGCUAAGACAGACUGUUCUUAAUGUUAAAAUAUAUCUUCAGAAUAAUAUUCUGUUAUAUGUUUCAUUUCUCAUUUCUUUCCAAGUGUCCUUGUCACCCAAGUGCAUGCUAGAAGACAGCAAUAUGUCAAAUAUAGUAGCAACUUUAGUCUGAAAUGUUUAAAGUUAAAGUUUAUUUGUAGUCUUUGUAGGAAUAGCAAUAAAAGACCUCAAACGUAUCUAUAUCUGUACAUGUACAAGAACCAUCAAAAAUUAUUCACAGAACAAAAAUAAAUCUUCUUUAGAACAAACCCAGGUAAUGAAAUGCAGAUAUGGAUCUCACAUAUGGAACAAUCUAAAUGCUACUAGCACAAAAAUAUGGCUUUAAAAAUAAAAUAAAAUCUUGGGUUUUGUUUUUCUAAGGUGUAUUUCUCUCUCUUGAAAUAAAAAAUAAAUUAUUUAGAGCUAUCCUUGUAAAAUAGUAGUGUGUUAACACACUCUUAUUAAGGCCCUGGAGAUGAAAAACAAAAUCAAAUUUAGAAGGUAAAUUCCUCACAGGUGUAACUCAGGUUAAUGUGCUGCUGUCUGCUUAAGUUAAUAUAACUAGGAAAGGUCUAAGCACCAGUCAAAAUUUAACCUAAUUUACUAUUUAGCUUUUCUGAAGGUGGUCAUUGAGUCAAUUAGUAUUUAACCUUUUGUUGAACUGGGAAUUGAAAUGUUUCCCUGGAAAGUUUGGAAAUCAUGUAAGAUGUAUUUAUACAUAAAUAUCUGUACCCCCACAUAGAUGAUGGAGGUCCCUAAAACACAACUUCUGUGGAAAUCUCUCUAUAACAACAAAUAAAUCUGGUUUUAAGUCCCAAACUAAAACAAAACAAAACAAGAAACAAA